AUGAAUAGUAACAAAAUAAGGGUAUCUAUUACCCUCAAGAAAGGGAUUGGCUUACACGAUGGUUCUUUGAUUAAAAUCGUAGAUGUAACAGAAUUUUCUUCAACAAAUAUUCUUCUUAAAAUGAGGCAUGAAUCCACUAUUCUCACACUCAUUACGCAUUUAUUGCUCUCCCCUUCCUUCUUCCUCCCUUUUCUUCCAUUGAUCAUGGACACUCAAGACCCUAACCUGCCACCAAAAACAACCCCAAUGACCCGUCUAAACGCCUACGUCGCAACUACCCGUAUUGGUAAACGGUUCAAACUCACUCAACGUAAAACUACCUUCACAACCGAGCUACGGGCCGGAACCGCCACUUUCCUUACUAUGGCUUACAUCUUAGCCGUCAACGCUUCCAUCUUAUCUGAUUCCGGCGGCCCAUGCUCUGUUUCGGAUUGUAUUCCACUCUGCUCCGACCCGAAUUUCCCUACUUCAAACUGUUCGGGUCCUAACCGCCAUAUCAUACUCCCCGACGAGUCGUGUAAGUUUGACCCGGUUAACCCGGGUUACACUUCUUGCUUAGCGACGAUCCGAAAAGAUUUGAUCAUAGCUACAAUAGUUUCCUCAUUAAUAGGAUGUUUUGUUAUGGGUAUCUUCGCGAAUUUACCCUUCGCAUUAGCCCCGGGAAUGGGGGCUAACGCUUAUUUUGCCUAUAAUGUAGUUGGUUUUCAUGGGUCCGGAAAUAUUUCUUACGAAACUGCCCUUACUGCUGUUUUUGUAGAAGGAUUGAUAUUCUUCAUAAUUUCUGCUAUUGGAAUUCGAGCGAAGUUUGCUAAAUUUGUACCAAAACCCGUAAGAAUGUCAUCCGGGGCAGGAAUCGGGCUAUUCCUAGCAUUCAUCGGGCUACAAAAUAGUCAAGGAAUCGGGUUGAUUGGCUACAGUGGGUCAACUCUGUUAUCACUCGGUGGAUGUCCGAGUUCAUCCCGAGUCUCACUCGCUCCAAUUCAAACUUUCCAAAACGGCACCGUUUCAAUCAUACCAGGAGGAAAAUUUUCCGACGCCAUUUACUGCCUUAAUAAUCGUAUGGAGAGUCCAACAUUAUGGUUAGGAAUAGUUGGGUUUGUUAUAAUUGCAUAUUGCUUAGUGAAAAACAUCAAAGGAUCAAUGAUAUACGGCAUCGUUUUUGUCACCGCCGUUUCAUGGUUUCGAAACACCAAAGUUACGGCGUUUCCCGACACCGACGCCGGAAACGCUGCGUACCGGUACUUCCAAAAUGUAAUUGAUAUUCACACCAUUAAAAAGACGGCGGGGGCACUUAGUUUCAAGGGAGUUACUAAAAGGCACUUUUGGAUAGCAUUAGUGACAUUUUUUUACGUCGAUAUUUUGGAUACAACAGGGACGCUUUCAUCAAUGGCUCGAUUCGCCGGUUUUAUGGAUCAAACCGGCGAAUUUGAAGGCCAAUACGCGGCGUUUAUGAGCGACGCUUUUUCAAUCAUUAUUGGGUCGCUUUUGGGAACGUCACCUGUAACGGUGUUUUUAGAAUCGUCAACUGGUAUACGUGAAGGAGGAAGAACAGGAUUAGCGGCGUUAACGGCAGGUUGUUAUUUUUUCCUGGCGUUUUUCUUUACGCCUUUACUAGCGUCGAUUCCAGCAUGGGCUGUCGGACCACCGUUGAUUUUAGUUGGGGUUUUGAUGAUGAAAUCAGUGGUUGAUAUUAAUUGGGAUGAUACGAGAGAAGCAAUUCCUGCUUUUGUGACAUUUAUUUUGACACCUUUUACUUAUUCCAUUGCUUAUGGGUUAAUUGGAGGAAUUGGGACAUAUAUUGUGUUAAAUCUUUGGGAUUGGAUUAGGGAUUUUUUAAUCAAAUUUGGAUUAGUUGAAGGAAAACAACCAAACUAUGGUGAAAAUGAGAUUAAUGGGGUAAUUAGUAAUGGUAAUCAUGAUGGUAUUAAAGUUGAUGAAAGCAUCAAACCUCUUGAAGUAUAGUAAUUGCUAAUCUUGUUUUUUUUAUAAUUAGAAUACGAUUGUUUUUUAAUUUUUUGUUUAGAUUUAUAUUACAUUAUUUGUUAGUGUAAUACUGUUUUUUUUUUUUAAAGUGGGUAAAGGGAAUUAAGGGAAUUGAUGAUGAAUUAGAUUCAUAUUGAUGUACAAAUUUUUUGUUAUAAAGUAAAGCCAAGGAACUUUCCUAAUGGUAUAUUCUCUUUUAGCUUGUUUUUCUUUAUUCCAUUCAGUUCCUUGAUUCACUUGACUAUGAUGAUUAUGUGGUUUAUUUUUCUUCUAUUUA
Molecule: messenger RNA, 2260 nt
Organism: Amaranthus tricolor (Joseph's coat)
Lineage: Eukaryota; Viridiplantae; Streptophyta; Magnoliopsida; Caryophyllales; Amaranthaceae
Product: adenine/guanine permease AZG1-like
Exons: 3
Coding region: 1-1962 (653 amino acids)
Biological process (GO): transmembrane transport
Cellular component (GO): plasma membrane
Molecular function (GO): purine nucleobase transmembrane transporter activity
Source: RefSeq, a predicted model, not a curated record